AACUUUUAGCCCAAAGAAUAAAAACUUUUAACAAAAGGACAGAGUGGAAAUUGUAAGGAGAUGACUGAGAGUUUUGUGAAGCUGGAAAAGAUUUGGAGAAGAAUUAAAUAUCUAAAGGUUUGAGAGAACAAAAAUAUUGGAUAAUUCUGGGCUUAUAAGCUUUGGAGAGAAUAAGCAGAUGGUGAUGUCAUAAUACACAUGAGAGGCAAAAGCUAUGGGGGUAUGUAGGCUUGCUUGGGUGGGUGAGUAGUUUUGAAAAUGCUAAAUUAAAGUCACCAUCUGUGGGACUCCAGGGGAACUACAUUAAGAAGGCAGUUGGAGAAAGUGGGCAGAAGGGACAUAACUCCGUUGCAUAGGUAUCAGGAAGAUGGCAGCAGAUUUCCUUCUGAGAUUUGAAGAAACAAGAACCAUGACAGUUUGCAAAUAUUGAAAACAAAAACAAAAGAAAACAAAAACACUUGGGAAUUAGAAUAGAAGGAAAGUACAGACCUGGAGAAAAGGGGUGUGGAAAUAAGAGGCAAGGUAGGACCUCUGCAGACUUCACCUAAUAUCCCAAGGUUUUUCGCUCCUUGUUGAAAGUAAUACGGUAAAGUCCGGAGGCUCUGAAUGCAUAUUGAGCUUCACUGUAGCUGGAUUGUUUAGAGUAAACCUGAUCUUCAUGCCUGUGUCUUUUCUGUCAACUAAUCAUAUUCUCUAGAGAAGACUUCACAUAUGCCUAGAAAGUAAAGACCAGGCUGACUAAAGACUUCUGGUAGUCUACAGGAAGAAUCAGCAGCAAUGCAGCAAGUCUUGGAAAACCUUACGGAGCUGCCCUCAUCUACAGGAGCAGAAGAAAUAGACCUAAUUUUCCUCAAGGGGAUUAUGGAGAAUCCUAUUGUAAAAUCACUUGCUAAGGCUCAUGAGAGGCUUGAAGAUUCAAAACUAGAAGCUGUCAGUGAUAAUAACUUGGAAUUAGUUAAUGAAAUUCUUGAAGAUAUCACUCCCCUAAUAAAUGUGGAUGAAAAUGUGGCAGAACUGGUUGGUAUACUCAAAGAGCCUCACUUCCAGUCACUCUUGGAAGCCCAUGAUAUUGUGGCAUCAAAGUGUUAUGAUUCACCUCCGUCAAGCCCAGAAAUGAAUAAUUCUUCUCUCAAUAAUCAGUUAUUACCAGUAGAUGCCAUUCGUAUUCUUGGAAUUCACAAAAGAGCUGGAGAGCCAUUGGGUGUAACGUUCAGGGUUGAAAAUAAUGAUCUGGUAAUUGCCCGAAUCCUUCAUGGAGGAAUGAUAGAUCGACAAGGUCUGCUUCAUGUGGGAGAUAUCAUCAAAGAAGUCAAUGGCCAUGAGGUUGGAAACAACCCAAAGGAAUUACAGGAAUUACUGAAAAAUAUUAGUGGAAGUGUCACCCUAAAAAUUUUACCAAGUUAUAGAGAUACCAUUACUCCUCAACAGAGUUACAUCAACAUGGAGAGGCAUCCAGCACACAUGCGUCAGGUAUUUGUAAAGUGUCAUUUUGAUUAUAACCCAUACAAUGAUAACCUGAUACCCUGCAAAGAAGCAGGAUUGAAGUUUUCCAAAGGAGAAAUUCUUCAGAUUGUAAAUAGAGAAGAUCCAAACUGGUGGCAGGCUAGCCAUGUGAAAGAGGGAGGAAGCGCUGGUCUCAUUCCAAGCCAAUUCCUGGAAGAGAAGAGAAAGGCAUUUGUUAGAAGAGACUGGGACAAUUCAGGACCUUUUUGUGGAACUAUAAGUAGCAAAAAAAAGAAAAAAAUGAUGUAUCUCACAACCAGAAAUGCAGAAUUUGAUCGUCAUGAAAUUCAGAUAUACGAGGAAGUAGCUAAAAUGCCUCCGUUCCAGAGAAAAACGCUAGUAUUAAUAGGAGCUCAAGGUGUGGGCCGAAGAAGUUUGAAAAACAGGUUCAUAGUACUGAAUCCCACUAGAUUUGGAACUACAGUGCCAUUUACUUCACGGAAGCCACGGGAAGAUGAAAAAGAUGGCCAAGCAUAUAAAUUUGUGUCACGAUCAGAGAUGGAAGCAGAUAUUAAAGCUGGAAAGUAUUUGGAGCAUGGGGAAUAUGAAGGAAACCUCUAUGGAACCAAGAUCGACUCUAUUCUUGAAGUUGUCCAGACCGGAAGAACUUGCAUUUUGGAUGUCAACCCACAAGCACUGAAAGUGUUGAGGACGUCCGAAUUCAUGCCCUAUGUGGUAUUUAUUGCGGCUCCAGAGCUAGAGACGCUGCGUGCCAUGCACAAAGCUGUUGUUGAUGCAGGAAUCACUACCAAGCUUUUGACGGACUCUGACUUGAAGAAAACCGUGGAUGAAAGUGCACGGAUUCAGAGAGCAUACAACCACUAUUUUGAUUUGAUCAUUGUAAACGACAAUCUCGACAAAGCCUUUGAGAAACUACAAACUGCCACAGAAAAACUAAGAAUGGAACCACAGUGGGUCCCAAUCAGCUGGGUUUACUGAUGAUUCAAUAAGGUUAACAAUUAAAUAAAACUUUUAAAAAGUGACUCAACAAAUAAAAAUCUUGUACUGAGAAAGUACAUGCACAGAUAGAAGAUACCUGCCAAAUCUAGGCAUUUUUAUUGUGUAGAUUGAGAAACAGUACACUAUUCUGAAUUUUUAUAUAAAAUGUGGUUGAAAGGUGUACUAAUAUAUAAUUUAUCUUAAUUUUUCUAACUUUCUAUGGAUAAUCUUUCUAUUCAUAUCAUAAAGAAAUGCGUUGAAGCAUUUUGUAUAUGUUUUAAUUUAGUACCCUUGCCUUUUUCAUCAAAGGAAUUUUCCAGUCAUUCACACUAACAUUGGUCUCACAUUUUCACUGUGAUAAUGAAUACUUGAAAUAGUUUUGUAAAGCUGUUGUUCAGUUCGGUAUUUAACUAGUGAAGGGUCACUUACUCUAAUUAGAAGAAAAUAGUAGUUAUUGACCUACCUUCUUGAUCAAAUUUCUUACAGAAACAAAAUCUUAAUGUCAGUGUCAGUUAGUCUUCUACCAUUUAAAGACUUGAACAUCAGAAGUCUGUUCAAGGCCACGUAUUUUUCAUUAUUUCAGAGAUGUAUGGCUAUCCAUUCUAAUUUGUACAAAUAGAAUAGUCUUUUCAUUUCUGUCGUUAAUGGAAAAAUGAAGAGCAAUACCUUGCACUCUCCUAUGAGGUUCUUCUUUUCAUUUAUUGCUGUGACAUGCUGAUGCUAACUAAUUUAGCAUAUACACAUAAGCUUGGGCUAGAAGCAAGGUCAUGCAGACUAAGAGAGUGCCUUAUCCUGUAAAACCUUACACAAAAUGAUGCUUAAAGAAAGUUUAUUUAUUUUACAUGUAAAACUUAUUUGAACCAAUUACUUUAGUUUUCCUUAAAGAAUAUGGUCAGCAAAAUAUGGCUCUGCAAAUUUCUGUAAUGUUUGACAAUUUAAGUUUGCAGUUAGUAGUUUUUUGGAGUUUUAUUUUUUGUGAAUGAUCAUCGUGCUUUUUGAAAUACAUGAUCAAUAGAGUACUUGUUCUAUUUGUUGCAUCAAAGAUCGAAUCCAAGCCAGACACAGUGGGACACACCUGUAAUCCCAGCAGCUCUGGAGGCUGAAGCUGAAAGAUCAAAGCCAGCCUCAGCAACAUCGAGGCACUAGGCAACUCAGUGAGACCUUGUCUCUAAAUAAAAUACUGAAAAAAAAAAAGAUUGAAUCCACUGAAUAAUUUACAAAAUUUGAGAGUAACUAUCAGCUGUCAUGUACACACACACAAUACAUAUGUAUAAUAUUACAUAUACUAUGUACUAUGUAUGUUAAGUAAUUUUUAUAUUUUUUUAUAUUUCUCUUAGGAAACAGACUUUUUUUGUUUAAUGAUUAGGAAAAAUGUCCUCUUUAAAUGCAUUGACAUAAUACACAAAUUUCCACAUUCAUCUCUGUAAUAUCUUCUUCAGGAUUCUUGGAUGGUAUAAAUUCUUCCUAAAACAUAUUCAGAUAUGCAGCCAUCACUAAACUAAGUUAACCAUAUUCUAUGUUACUGCUAACUUUUCAUAUAUACAAUAUUCACACUUUUAAGGGUUUGGUGCUUAACUAUUGAUGAUCAUCUUUGUCUAGUGGCCUCAGACACCUGGCUGCUGAAUGUGUUUCUCCCCUCAUCCAAGCUGUCACAUGGAGUGCCAGCUGGUAAGAAAAAAUAUAUGGCAAUAAAUAGUAUUCACACCGUGUUUUAAAUCAUUUUCACAAUGAAAUGAUAUACCCAAAUUGCUGUAUUAUUAAAAUUGGAAAGCUAUAGAUUUUUUAAAGUUCUAAUUCCAGAAUCACAUAGCUGGUUCAUAAAUUUGUUUUUCUUUUAAGCAACAUGAAUCAAACGCACAGUAUCAAGUUGGUGUCCUGUGACUUAAUGUUUUAACACACUGUAAAGUAUAAGAGAAAUUUCAGUUCUGCACUCUCAGGAAAUGCACAGUAUUAUCCAGUGUACCUUCAUGCUGCUCCAUGAGGCCUAUCUAAACAGCUGUGGGAUAACUCUAGCAGCACAGGAGUUUGUCCACAAAAUAUUUCUACCUUCUUGGUACAACAGAGAUGACUUUCACAUAUAUAUUUUUAGCCUUGUGUGAUAUAAAAAUGCAUAUUAUCUGGAAUAUAGUCUAUACUUAAAGAAAUUAUUUCUAUAAUAAAUGUAUUUAUAAUUGAUUACAUAAUUAAUGCACAUUAUGUUCCUCCUAAUAUGGAAUGAAAUAAUACAAUUUAAUUCAUUUCAGCAUAGAUGCAAAUGCUGAAGAAAAAUAAAUUCAGAAAAGUUCAUUGUAUCUCAGUGACGAGUAACCAAACUUGAAACCCAAACAAACUAACAGUGCUGUUCUGAGGCAAAGAGGCCCAGAGAUUCUACCCUGGAUUCUUCCUAGAUAAUGUGAUCAAAGAAUUGUGUACAAGAUAAUAGACUUUUUUUCUGAAAGCUUUACUGAAAAGAAAAUGAUUUACAAUGAUAUUGAACAAUUAUAAUUGAUACAGUACACACACACACACACACACACACACACAGGUGCUUUGGAGAUACAUGGCGUGCUGAUACAUGAAUGCAAAUGAGGGUUGCUUAUGGACUGUGAGUGUCCACAUUCAGCAUUCAAGGCAUGACUAUUUAUAGACAUUAAAGGUUAUAUAUUUUCAAAUGUUUAAAUGCCCAUAGAAGUCAAGUCCCUGAAUAAGUCAUUUAACUAGUGCUACUGGAGUAUGCUUUAUACCCUAUAAGUAGAAUUUUCACUUUCAUUACAGGUAUGAUUGUAUUAGGCAAUCUCCAUUUUUAUUUGAUAUUUAUAUAAUAUCAAAUGUCAAAUACAUCAGGGGUUUUUUUUUGUGGCCAACUUUGUAUAAUUGCUGACCAUAGUUCUAAAAUAGAAAUUGUUUCAGAAAACCAGUAUUACUAUAGCAAUAGUAGCCUAAACCCCAGAUUCUAGAAUCUAGUAUAAUAGCCUAUAAGGACAGUUACCUUUAAAACAGCAGAUUGGUUAUUAAAACAAAUUUAGAAAAUAAUCCAAAGUUAUACUCAAUACAAAAAAAUAUAACCCAAAUUAGCAAUAAAAGCCAAUAGCAUGACAUUACAGAUACUGUUUUGGCCAUAAUAUCCUAAUGACAAUAAAGCACUUAUAUAUAUAUAUAUAUAACACAUGUCAUGAUCCUGUGAUUGAUUUUUAAGAUGGAUAGCCAGAGUUAGGUAUAAUUUUGGAUUUACAAAUUCAAAAUGAAAAAGCUUUGAAAAUUGGUCAAAAUAAUAAUCUACUUAAAUUUUUUGUGACUUCUGAAACAAUACUCCAUUAUUCAGAAAUCACAGGCUAGAUAGAACAAUAAUUUUACAUUAUCUUUAUACUAAAUAUGGAAAAGGCAACCCUGAAGUUUUACAUACAUAGAUCUUUUUUUUUAAUGUUUGAGUUGUCAUGUGUGUAUAUACCUCUGUGUUUAAUAUGUGAUAUCCUCUCAAAACAUACAAUUAAUAAAACCAAAUAUACUCACCAAUUUA
Messenger RNA from Ictidomys tridecemlineatus (thirteen-lined ground squirrel), 5938 nucleotides. The record is from RefSeq and is a predicted model, not a curated record. NCBI's taxonomy places the organism in Eukaryota, Metazoa, Chordata, Mammalia, Rodentia, Sciuridae.